CGCCGCGGGGCCUGUGCUUCGCGGAGCUACGGGCGCGGGCAGAAGCCUCGAGGUGGGCGCUCCGAGGAGGAAGGAGGGCGGAGGCGGCCGGCAGGCGUAGGCAGGUCCUGGCUGAGAAGAAGCACAGCUGCAGUGGCUGGGCUAGGAGGCUGAGAGACGCCGCGACCUGGAAGAGGCAAGUGUGUUGAGAUUCAAUAAAUUAAUUGAUAGGAAAAGAUGGUUAGAUCACGAUCGAGAUCACCAAGAUGGAAACGAAGGUCUUUAUCGCCUGCCUUCAGGAGUCAGGAACACAACAGACAAAGGCACAAUCAUAGCAAUUAUGACUGUGAAUACAAAGCUUUCCGGAAAGAUGCAAAGAAGCCUAUGCCGUGGAGAGUAGAAGAUGAGAAAUAUGGACAAGCCAGUACUAGAUAUGCACCACAUGAAUCUAACCACCACCGACUUUAUGAAUGUAGGUCAUAUUCACCAACUCUGAAAAGAAUCCCUUCAGAAGAUAUGUAUAGUCACAAACCUGGUAGGACACAUUCACCUGAAAGGAAUGCUGAUACUGGAAGAUGCCACUUUCCUUCCAGAUAUCCAGAAAUGUCUCGCAAAGAACACAACCAUUCUUUUUAUCCGUCCAAAACACGUGACAGAGAGAUGCAUGAAGACCCCCGAGCUGCUGCUGGAAAUACAAAAGGGAUGAAGACUUUCCAUGAGCCAUUAGGGACUUCAUGUAACUUUGAAAGGAAGUGGAAUGAAAAUGACUUGAGGCACCACCAGUUAAAAGAAGACAAGUAUACUCAAUCACCUCGAAGAUGUUCUGAUGAAUUUAUGUCAAGGAGCUCUUUGCAGAAGAGGUAUCCUGGAGAUCGUGAUUACAGAGAACAUGGGCACACGUCUAAAAGGGCUAAAGAAUUGGAGAGGUAUGAUGAUAGAGAAGUAGCAAGUAAUUCCAAGUGGAAGCAAGAUCAUUCUUCACUCAACCAAGAAAAGGGAGAGCAAAGAAACCCUGGUCUUCAAACUCAUCGGCCUGUUGUAAAGGAGUACAGUGAUAGCUGUCAAACAAAGAUUACGUAUGACUAUAGUCAGAAACGUCAUAGACAUCCAGAUGGAGGGAAAUAUAUAUCUGAUGAAAGAGCAGAGAAAUAUACGAAGGUGGAAGAGAAGAAAUAUAAUUCUCCUAAAGAAGCUUGGAAUAGCAAAUAUUCAAAUUACUAUAACAGUGAAAGAGUCAGGCACACAGAAGACCCUCAUACAGAAGCAUCAGUUAAAUAUAUUUCGGGAAAAGGCUGCAAUUCAUGUGCUAAAUCUCACAAAAGUGAUGCUGAUCUCUUACCCUUUGAUCAAAAAGAGAAGGAAAGACUCAGGAAAGAAAUGGAUUUUAGGGGAAGGAGAGACCAGCAUGACACUCAUCACAAAAUUUCAGAUGUAAAAAUGUCUGAUGUCCACCACACAAGAAAGGAAAAACUCACAGUCAAAGUGGAUAUGAAGAAAACCAUAAAUAAGUACAGGAGUGCUUCUAGUCAUGUCAUGGAGAGGCAGACAUCAUGUGAUCUAGUAGCUGUGGGUAGAAAAACUGAAAAAUUCCAUCCAGUGUUUGAGCAUAUAAAAUCUGUGACGCAGAAGGUAGAACAAAACCCAUCAAAAGAAUUUGCUCAGGAAAUCAUCACAAUUAUCCAUCAAGUUAAAGCAAAUUACUUUAAAUCUCCUGAUCUAACGUUACAUGAGCGCUUCUCAAAAGUAGAAGAUAAACCAUUGGCAAAUGAAGUUAAAAGACAUUCAAAUCCAGAAAUUCACAGGAGAAUCGAUAUGUCUUUGGCAGAACUUCAGAAAAAAAGAGCUGUUCCAUGCAAGUCUGAGCAGAGCGUGUUGAGAGUUCUAGAAGAUCCAAAUGAUCUAAGAUAUGACAUUGAGAGAAGAAGAAAAGAAAGAUUGCGGAAUGAAGAUGAAAACAACUUUUAUAUCGAUGGUGCAUCACAUAGGGAUGAACAGAGAAGUAGCAUUCCAAAAUUACGAAACACUCAAAUGUAUGGAUUCCAAAAACCUGCAAGAUUUGUAAGAUCGCCUUUCAGGAAGUUUAUUAGGAAACCUCACAUGAAUCAUCAUUAUACUUCAAAAUCACAUGGUGAUAUUGCACAUGAUCGGUUUGAAGACAAUACUGAACAUCAUAAAACAUUUCGAAGACCCUUCAAGCCCCACUUUAGUGAUGGUCGUCCCCACUUUAAAUCAAACUUAGUACAGAAGGGUUUAGACAUACAGGCAAAAUACCAACGAUUACGUUAUGCUGGAACAAGGGGACUUACCACUAACAAAUUUAGAGGAGGAUAUUUGAGGAAAGAUAAGGGCCUCGAAAUCUGAGCUGCAGUACUCAAGGCGAUAUCUCUGAUUAUGAUGAUCGUUGCAAGGGAGCAUCCGAUUGCAUUUGUCAGGAACUGAAAUGGGAAAAGCAAAACUAAUACUUUAAUUUUUCUUGAUAAAGAUAAUUUUAUUUUUCAUUAGUGGGAUGUUGCAGAACUUUUUUACAGUUUUAAUAAUGGCUUUUCAAAUACAGUAUUCAACUGAACAUUGUAGGGUUGCUCCUUUUACUUCCUCUUGCCGGCAAGUCAGAGAGAAAAAAACCUGAAGGGAGUCUUUAUUUAUUGAAUAUUUCCCCCCCACUCUAAGCAUGGUUUUAUUACUAGAAAUUGAGUUGUUAUACACAGAAGUUUAUAUGUUUAAAGUUUAUUUGCUUAUAUAAUAAAAAUCAAAAAGUGCCUAU
Messenger RNA from Lacerta agilis (Sand lizard), 2740 nucleotides. It is a transcript of the gene BCLAF3, whose product is annotated as BCLAF1 and THRAP3 family member 3. The transcript has 12 exons. The coding region runs from base 217 to 2340 and encodes 707 amino acids. Gene Ontology annotation, molecular function: transcription coregulator activity; DNA binding. The record is from RefSeq and is a predicted model, not a curated record. Gene Ontology annotation, biological process: positive regulation of transcription by RNA polymerase II. Lineage: Eukaryota; Metazoa; Chordata; Lepidosauria; Squamata; Lacertidae. Gene Ontology annotation, cellular component: mediator complex.